Suncus etruscus (white-toothed pygmy shrew) is the source of this 8409-nucleotide messenger RNA. RefSeq names its product mucin 22 (gene MUC22). The record is from RefSeq and is a predicted model, not a curated record. NCBI's taxonomy places the organism in Eukaryota, Metazoa, Chordata, Mammalia, Eulipotyphla, Soricidae. The transcript has 2 exons. The coding region runs from base 1 to 8409 and encodes 2802 amino acids.
AUGACAGGCCCCAGCACCACCACCAGCACCACCACCAUUACAUUGGGGAACACCAGCGACACAAGCAUUCCCUUAGAAGACACCAAACUCUCCACUGCCACCUCUCGGCCUACAAUGCUUUCUUUUACAAACUCAGAAACCACUCCUCUGAACACCAAGACGACUAGUCCACUGUUGCACUCAGUGCCAAGUGGAACACCAACAGGAAAUGAGAGCACCACACUGUCGCAGCACACCUCAACUGGCAGUGUUACGGUGGCCACCACAGAGCACUCCACGGAGUCUGGACUGACAUCCCCUGUGACUGCACAAUCAAGCUCUUCUGCAUUGCCUCCAACCACAUCUUCAUCCACGUCUCCUGCUCCAACAUCAUCUUUGAACACCACACACACCACUUCAACUCAAGAGACCACAUUGACCACAGAAAUGCUGAUGUCCACUACUUUGUCAGCGGCUGGGACGACCUCCAAACGGGCUCCCACCCCUUCUCCCCUGCCUCCGAAGAUGCCAAGCUCUAGCACACCCUCCAUUAGCAGCCCCGCCUGGCAGACUAGCGCGACAUUCCAAACAGAAUCAGGCACCAGCAUGACAACCCCAAACACCACCACCACCACCACCAGCACCGUCACCUCAGAAAACACCAGCGGCACAACCAGUCCCUCAAAAGCUUCCAAGAUAUCCACUGCUGACUCUAAGCCCACGACCCUACUUGCAACCUCGGAAACCACUCCUCUGACCACCAGACCGACUGACCCAAUAUCAGAAUCUGUUACAAGUGGAAAGAGCACAGCAAAUGAGAGCAGUCCCUCAACCAGUCCCUCAGAAGCUUCCAAGAUAUCCACUGCCACCUCUAAGCCCAUGACACUACUUGCUACAAGCUCAAAACCUACUCCUCUGACCACCAGAAUGACUAACCCACUGUCAGAAUCUGUUACAAGUGGAAAACACACAGCAAAUGAGAGCACCACACUGUCGCAGUCCACUCCAGCUCUCACUGUUACAAUGGCCACCACAGAGCACUCCACGGGGUCUGGACUUACGUCCCCUGUGACUGCACAAUCAAGCUCUUCUGCACUGCCUCCAACCACAUUUUCAUCCACGUCUCCUGCUCCAACACCAUCUUUGGACACUACACACACCACUUUAACUCAAGAGACCACGUUGACCACAGCAAUGCUGAUGUCCACUACUUUGUCAGCGGCUGGUACGACCUCCAAACGGGCUCCCACCCCUUCUCCCCUGCCUCCGACGAUUGCAAGCUCAAGCACACCCUCCAUUAGCAGCCCCGCCUGGCAGACUAGCGCAACAUUCGAAACAGAAUCAGGCACCAGCAUGACAACCCCAACCACCACCAGCAGCAGCAGCAGCACCGUCACCUCGGAAAAUACCGGCGGCACAACCAGUCCCUCAGAAGCUUCCAAGAUAUCCACUGCCGACUCUAAGCCAACGACCCUACUUGCAACCUCGGAAACCACUCCUCUGACCACCAGACCGACUGACCCACUGUCAGAAUCUGUUACAAAUGGAAAAACCACAGCAAAUGAGAGCAGUCCCUCAACCAGUCCCUCAGAAGCUUCCAAGAUAUCCACUGCCACCUCUAAGCCCAUGACCCUACUUGCUACAAGUUCAAAACCCACUCCUCUGACCACCAGAAUGACUGACCCACUAUCAAAAUCUGUUACAAGUGGAAAACAAAGAGCAAAUGAGAGCACCACACUGUCGCAGUCCACUCCAGCUGUCAGUGUUACAAUGGCUACCACCGAGCACUCCACGGGGUCUGGACUGACGUCCCCUGUGACUGCACAAUCAAGCUCUUCUGCAUUGCCUCCAACGACAUCUUCAUCCACGUCUCCUGCUCCAACAUCAUCUUCGGAUACUACACACACCACUUCAACUCAAGAGACCACGUUGACCACAGCAACGCUGAUGUCCACUACUUUGUCAGCGGCUGGUACGACCUCCAAACGGGCUCCCACCCCUUCUCCCCUGCCUCCGACGAUUGCAAGCUCAAGCACACCCUCCAUUAGCAGCCCUGCCUGGCAGACUAGCGCAACAUUCCAAACAGAAUCAGGCACCAGCAUGACAACCCCAACCACAAGCAGCAGCAGCAGCAGCAGCAGCACGGUCACCUCAGAAAACACCGGCGGCACAACCAGUCCCUCAGAAGCUUCCAAGAUAUCCACUGCCGACUCUAAGCCCACGCCCCUACUUGCAACCUUGGAAAACACUCCUCUGACCACCAGAAUGACUGACCCACUGUCAGAAUCUGUUACAAGUGGAAAAAGCACAGCAAAUGAGAGCAGUCCCUCAACCAGUCCCUCAGAAGCUUCCAAGAUAUCCACUGCCGACUCUAAGCCCACGACCCUACUUGCUACAACCUCGAAACCCACUCCUCUGACCACCAGAACGACUGACCCACUGUCAGAAUCUGUUACAAGUGGAAAAACCACAGCAAAUGAGAGCACCACACUGUCACAGUCCACUCCAGCUCUCACUGUUACAAUGGCCAUAAUAGAGCACUCCACUGGGUCUGGACCGACAUCCGCUGUGACUGCACAUUCGAGCUCUUCUGCAUUGCCUCAAACCACAUCUUCGUCUACAUCUCCUGCUCCAACACCAUCUUUGGACACCACACAUGCCACUUCAACUCAAGAGACCACGGUGACCGCAACAACGCUGAUGUCCACCACUCCGUCCAUGACCGGUACAGCCUCCAAACCUGCUCCCAGCCCUUCUCCCUUGCCGAAAACGAUGGCAAGCUCUAGCAAACCCUCCAUUAUCAGCACUGCCUCGCACACCACUGCAAAAUCCCAAAUGGAAUCAGACACCAGCAUGACAAGCCCCACCACCACCAUCACCAACUCCACCACCACCUUCACCUUGGGGAAUACUGGUGGCACAAGCAGUCCCUCAGAAGCCACCAGGCUUUCUACUGCCUCCUCUGGGCCCACGACGCUCUCUUCAACAACCUCGGAAACCACUCCUCUGACCACCAGAACGACUGACACACUGUCAGACUCUGUUACAAGUGGAAAAACGGCAGCAAAUGAGAGCACCACACUGUCGCACUCCACUCCAGCUGUCAGUGUUACAAUGGCCACCACAGAGCACUCCAUGGGGUCUGGACCGAAGUCCGAUGUGACUGCACAAUCAAGCUCUUCUGCAUUGCCUCCAACGACAUCUUCAUCCACGUCUCCUGCUCCAACAUCAUCUUCGAACACCACACACACCAUUUCAACUCAAGAGACCACAUUGACCACAGCAACGCUGAUGUCCACUACUUUGUCAGUGGCUGGUACGACCUCCAACCGGGCUCCCACCCCUUCUCCCCUGGCUCCGACGAUGGCAAGCUCAAGCACACCCUCUAUUAGCAGCCACGCCUGGCUUACUAGCGCGACAUUCCAAACAGAAUCAGGCACCAGCAUGACAACCCCAACCACCACCAGCAGCAGCAGCAGCACCGUCACCUCGGAAAAUACCGGCGGCACAACCAGUCCCUCAGAAGCUUCCAAGAUAUCCACUGCCGACUCUAAGCCCACGACCCUACUUGCAACCUCGGAAACCACUCCUCUGACCACCAGACCGACUGACCCACUGUCAGAAUCUGUUACAAAUGGAAAAACCACAGCAAAUGAGAGCAGUCCCUCAACCAGUCCCUCAGAAGCUUCCAAGAUAUCCACUGCCACCUCUAAGCCCAUGACCCUACUUGCUACAAGUUCAAAACCCACUCCUCUGACCACCAGAAUGACUGACCCACUAUCAAAAUCUGUUACAAGUGGAAAACAAAGAGCAAAUGAGAGCACCACACUGUCGCAGUCCACUCCAGCUGUCAGUGUUACAAUGGCUACCACCGAGCACUCCACGGGGUCUGGACUGACGUCCCCUGUGACUGCACAAUCAAGCUCUUCUGCAUUGCCUCCAACGACAUCUUCAUCCACGUCUCUUGCUCCAACAUCAUCUUCGGAUACUACACACACCACUUCAACUCAAGAGACCACGUUGACCACAGCAACGCUGAUGUCCACUACUUUGUCAGCGGCUGGUACGACCUCCAAACGGGCUCCCACCCCUUCUCCCCUGCCUCCGACGAUUGCAAGCUCAAGCACACCCUCCAUUAGCAGCCCUGCCUGGCAGACUAGCGCAACAUUCCAAACAGAAUCAGGCACCAGCAUGACAACCCCAACCACAAGCAGCAGCAGCAGCAGCAGCAGCACGGUCACCUCAGAAAACACCGGCGGCACAACCAGUCCCUCAGAAGCUUCCAAGAUAUCCACUGCCGACUCUAAGCCCACGCCCCUACUUGCAACCUUGGAAAACACUCCUCUGACCACCAGAAUGACUGACCCACUGUCAGAAUCUGUUACAAGUGGAAAAAGCACAGCAAAUGAGAGCAGUCCCUCAACCAGUCCCUCAGAAGCUUCCAAGAUAUCCACUGCCGACUCUAAGCCAAGGACCCUACUUGCUACAACCUCGAAACCCACUCCUCUGACAACCAGAACGACUGACCCACUGUCAGAAUCUGUUACAAGUGGAAAAACCACAGCAAAUGAGAGCACCACACUGUCACAGUCCACUCCAGCUCUCACUGUUACAAUGGCCAUAACAGAGCACUCCACGGGGUCUGGACCAACAUCCGCUGUGACUGCACAAUCGAGCUCUUCUGCAUUGCCUCAAACCACAUCUUCGUCUACGUCUCCUGCUCCAACACCAUCUUCGGACACCACACAUGCCACUUCAACUCAAGAGACCACGGUGACCGCAACAACGCUGAUGUCCACCAUUCCGUCCUGGACCGGUACAGCCUCCAAACCUGCUCCCAGCCCUUCUCCCUUGCCAAAAACGAUGGCAAGCUCUAGCAAACCCUCCAUAAUCAGCACUGCCUCGCACACCACUGCGAAAUCCCAAAUGGAAUCAGAUACCAGCAUGACAAGCCCCACCACCACCAUCACCAACUCCACCACCACCUUCACCUUGGGGAAUACUGGUGGCACAAGCAGUCCCUCAGAAGCCACCAGGCUUUCUACUGCCUCCUCUGGGCCCACGAUGCUCUCUUCAACAACCUCAGAAACCACUCCUCUGACCACCAGAACGACUGACACACUGUCAGACUCUGUUACAAGUGGAAAAACGGCAUCAAAUGAGAGCACCAUACUGUCGCACUCCACUCCAGCUAUCAGUGUUACAAUGGCCACCACAGACCACUCCAUGGGGUCUGAAAUGACGUCCGCUGUGACUGCACAAUCAAGCUCUUCUGCAUUGCCUCCAACCACAUCUUCGUCUACGUCUCCUGUUCCAACAUCAUCUUCGAACACCACACACACCACUUCAACUCAAGAGACCACAUUGACCACAGCAACGCUGAUGUCCACUACUUUGUCAGCGGCUGGUACGACCUCCAAACGGGCUCCCACCAUUUCUCCCCUGGCUCCGACGAUGGCAAGCUCAAGCACACCCUCCAUUAGCAGCCCUGCCUGGCAGACUAGCGCGACAUUCCAAACAGAAUCAGGCACCAGCAUGACAACCCCAACCACCACCAGCAGCAGCAGCAGCACCAUCACCUCGGAAAAUACCGCUGGCACAACCAGUCCCUCAGAAGCUUCCAAGAUAUCCACUGCCGACUCUAAGCCCACGACCUUACUUGCAACCUCGGAAACCACAUCUCUGACCACCAGACCGACUGACCCACUGUCAGAAUCUGUUACAAGUGGAAAAACCACAGCAAAUGAGAACAGUCCCUCAACCAGUCCCUCAGAAGCUUCCAAGAUAUCCACUGCCACCUCUAAGCCCAUGACACUACUUGCUACAAUCUCAAAACCCACUCCUCUGACCACCAGAAAGACUGACCCACUGUCAGAAUCUGUUACAAGUGGAAAACCCACAGCAAAUGAGAGCACCACACUGUCGCAGUCCACUCCAGCUGUCAGUGUUACAAUGGCCACCACAGAGGACUCCACGGGGUCUAGACUAAUAUCCCCUGUGACUGUACAAUCAAGCUCUUCUGCAUUGCCUCCAACGACAUCUUCAUCCACGUCUCCUGCUACAACAUCAUCUUUGGACACUAUACACACCACUUCAACUCAAGAGACCACGUUGACCACAGCAACGCUGAUGUCCACUACUUUGUCAGUGGCUGGUACGACCUCCAAACGGGCUCCCACCCCUUCUCCCCUGCCUCCGACGAUGGCAAGCUCAAGCACACCCUCCAUUAACAGCCCUGCCUGGCAGACUAGCGCGAUAUUCCAAACAGAAUCAGGCACCAGCAUGACAACCCCAACCACCAGCAGCAUAAGCAGCAGCAGCACCGUCACCUCGGAAAACACCGGCGGCAUAACCAGUCCCUCAGAAGCUUCCAAGAUAUCCACUGCCAACUCUAAGCCCACGACCCUACUUGCAACCUUGGAAAACACUCCUCUGACCACCAGAACGACUGACCCACUGUCAGAGUCUGUUACAAGUGGAAAAACCACUGCAAAUGAGAGCAGUCCCUCAACCAGUUCCUCAGAAGCUUCCAAGAUAUCCACUGCCGACUCUAAGCCAAGGACCCUACUUGCUACAACCUCGAAACCCACUCCUCUGACCACCAGAACGACUGACCCACUCUCAGAAUCUGUUACAAGUGGAAAAACCACAGCUAAUGAGAGCACCACACUGUCACAGUCCACUCCAGCUCUCACUGUUACAAUGGCCAUAACAGAGCACUCCACGGGGUCUGAACCGACAUCCGCUGUGACUGCACAAUCGAGCUCUUCUGCAUUGCCUCAAACCACAUCUUCGUCUACGUUUCCUGCUCCAACACCAUCUUCGGACACCACACAUGCCACUUCAACUCAAGAGAUCACGGUGACCGCAACAACGCUGAUGUCCACCACUUUGUCCACGACUGGUACAGCCUCCAAACCUACUCCCAUCUCUUCUCCCUUGCCGAAAACAACGGCAAGCUCUAGCAAACCCUCCAUUAUCAGCACUGCCUCACACACCACUGCAUCAUCCCAAACGGAAUCAGACACCAGCAUGACAAGCCCCACCACCACCAAAAACAACACCACCACCUUCACCUUGGGGAAUACUGGCGGCACAAGCAGUCCCUCAGAAGCCACCAGGCUUUCUACUGCCUCCUCUGGGCCCACGACGCUCUCUUCUACAACCUCGGAAACCACUCCUCGGACCACCAGAACGACUGACACACUGUCAGAAUCUGUUACAAGUGGAAAAACGGCAGCCAAUGAGAGCACCACACUGUCGCACUCCACUCCAGCUGUCAGUGUUACAAUGGCCACCACAGAGCACUCCAUGGGGUCUGGACCGACGUCCGAUGUGACUGCACAAUCAAGCUUUUCUGCAUUGCCUCCAACCACAUCUUUGUCCACGUCUCCUGUUCCAACAUCAUCUUCGAACACCACACACACCACUUCAACUCAAGAGACCACAUUGACCACAGCAACGCUGAUGUCCACUACUUUGUCAGCGGCUGGUACGACCUCCAAAUGGGCUCCCACCCCUUCUCCCCUGGCUCCGACGAUGGCAAGCUCAAGCACACCCUCCAUUAGCAGCCCUGCCUGGCAGACUAGCGCGACAUUCCAAACAGAAUCAGGCACCAGCAUGACAACCCCAACCACCACCACCACCACCACCAGCACCGUCACCUCGGAAAAUACCGGUGGCACAACCAGUCCCUCAGAAGCUUCCAAGGUAUCCACUGCCGACUCUAAGCCCACGAUCCUGCUUGCAACCUCGGAAACCACUCCUCUGACCACCAGAACGACUGACCCACUGUCAGAAUCUGUUACAGGUGGAAAAACCACAGCAAAUGAGAGCACCACACUGUCACAGUCCACUCCAGCUCUCACUGUUACAAUGGCCAUAACAGAGCACUCCACGGGGUCAGGACCGACAUCAGCUGUGACUGCACAAUCGAGCUCUUCUGCAUUGUCUCAAACCACAUCUUCGUCUACGUCUCCUGCUCUAACACCAUCUUUGGACACCACACAUGCCACUUCAUCUCAAGAGACCACGGUGACCGCAACAAUGCUGAUGUCCACCACUCCAUCCAUGACCGGUACAGCCUCCAAACCUGCUCCCAGCCCUUCUCCCUUGCCGAAAACGAUGGCAAGCUCUAGCAAACCCUCCAUUAUCAGCACUGCCUCGCACCCCACUGCGACAUCCCAAAUGGAAUCAGACAUCAGCAUGACAGGCCCCACCACCACCAUCACCAACUCCACCACCACCUUCACCUUGGGGAAUACUGGUGGCACAAGCAGUCCCUCAGAAGCCACCAGGCUUUCUACUGCCUCCUCUGGGCCUACGACGCUCUCUUCUACAACCUCGGAAACCACUCCUCUUAUCACCAGAACAACUGAACCUCUGUCGGAAUCUAGCACUCCACAGGGUCUGGACCGACGUCCACUCUGA